Messenger RNA from Suillus bovinus, 1623 nucleotides. RefSeq lists its product as uncharacterized. The record is from RefSeq and is a predicted model, not a curated record. Bases 1 to 1623 code for a protein of 540 amino acids. NCBI's taxonomy places the organism in Eukaryota, Fungi, Basidiomycota, Agaricomycetes, Boletales, Suillaceae. The transcript is spliced from 8 exons.
AUGGCAAGAUCAGGUCAUUCCACUCGCUUGUCUCCUGGAAGACAUAGAGCACAUCAACCCCAGACACAGAAGCUCAUGGAAACCGAAAUUUCUGAGCUGAAGAACUACCUUCCUGAGUGGACUUCUGUGAAAAGGAGCGAGAAGCGGGCAGUUUUCACUGCAAUUUCCAGGGCUGCCAGGUUGUUUGCGCCAAAGGUGGACCAAGGACAAUGGAAAAAGAGGAAGCAGAUGUACAAGACUUGGUUGUUCAACAACAAGAAAAAGAAGGAAAGGAAGGACAUGAUAAAGUAUGGGAGGAAAUGGACGCCUAGGAUGGUGAUCUACCAGGAGAAUUGGGAAGAGGUGCUGAAGAGGAUCGAGGAUGAGUCCGGGGCAAAGCCAGGAGAUCCUGGUAUGUUCAAGCAUUAUCAGGCGGCUGUGAAGAGAGUCAUGGCUGAAUUGUCUGAUGACGAGUUGGAGAAGGCGAAAGAAACCGCCGAAGAAUGGUCGCCCGUAAGAAGGGACCUGCAUAUAUGGAGCACUUUCGAAGGAGAUGUGGAGGCAAUGCGGGAUGAGAGUAUCUUUCAACCCAAUAUAUUUCACGCAGGCAAUGAUAAUAGCGAGGCAUUAGGAGAUGGGGACAGCUUCAUGAAGACAAAGGACUGGGAGGACAUCGAGCCGGUGUGGCAGGAGUAUGCGCAGGAACAGUUUGGUGCCGGAGCACGGGAAGGUGGCCGACAGAUGAAGGGAGGUUGCAAGAGAAUCCGAAAACCAGCCUUCGAGCUCGACACUGACGAGGAUGGGAUGCCAUUGCUUCCGGACAUCACCGAAACAAAACUCGAGGAGAAGAAGGCCAUUGUCAGGGCUUUUCUCACAUCACACUAUCGGAUUUGUUUGGGGAUCGACAAGGCAGUAGUGCCAUGGAGCGCCAUCCUUCAAUGUCAGGAUGACUUUGAGCCUUCCAAGUUGCAAAAUUGGGACACAACUGCCCUCCUCAAUUUCUGGUAUGCUCGGCAGGAGAAAGGCAAAGGAUCAACAUUCACGUUCAAAGCGUGGAAGAACAAAGAUGGCGACAUGGUAGCAUCGGUCAUAUCAGGCGGGUCGCCUUCCCAUCGGACGCGUAAAGUCAAAAACAUGCAAAGGGUAAUCAUCCGAAGCCCUAGGGAUUCAUCCUCCGAACCCGACAGUGAUUUUGGGAAUGACACUCAUCAUCCGGAUGAUGAUGAUGAUGAUGAUGAUGAUGAUAAUGAUGAUGAUGAUAAUGAUGACAAUGACUCGGCUGAUGGUAGAUCACCGAAAAGAAGAACCAGAACCGGAGAAGGUCCUUCAUCAUCACAUGCAGAGACAGCAAUCCCACCGUCAAUUCCAAAGCCUCGCCCAGUCAAGCCGGCGAAAUGUGGUGCACUGCUGACAUCGCAAAUGGGAGACCUCCUGGCAGGGUUAACCAAUGGCAACAUUGGUGAGGUUGACGAUGAUGUUGCAAUGGAAGGGAGGAAAACAUCGCCGGCUCCAAAAAGGAUGUGGGGAAAGAGAGCAGUGAUUGAGCCAUUGGCGAGGACCACCCGGAGAAGUAGGUUAUUGGUGUGCUGGACUCAAAACAUGGACCCAGUAAUCAAUACUCAGGCCUCGGUAGUCCUCGGAUAG